AUGAACAGCUGUAUGUUUGUUAGCCACCAAGGAAAACGUCCGCACAGGCUGGCUUCGCGUGUCUAGGUUCCUGCUUGUGGUUUGCUCAGCUCUGGUUUUGCACAGCCUAAAAUAUGUAAAUUGUGACGUGACAAGGGGAGAUGUGGGCCUGUACCUUUUAAUGAGGAAGUUUGUCCUUUUUGUUAAUGCCUUGCUGUGUCUUUGGUCUUGUACAAAGGACUCUUCUUCAUACCCAAGACGCCAUGAUGUUGUGGGUUGCCCUCCUGCUCUUUUUGAGCCUGCCAGUGAGCUCUACUUUUGGCGCAUCGGUGCCUGGUCCCACCAGAACCCCUCGAACAUCAUGGAAACGAAAAGACAUCAGCCUGUUGGAGUUUUCAGAACCUGGGACCUUCAACUACUCCACCCUGCUGCUCCAGGAAGACAAAGGAAUGUUGUAUGUUGGAGCCAGGGAGGCCAUCUUUGAGCUGGACUUGAGGAACGUCUCGGUCAUGAACAGAAAGGUUGUGUGGAAUGUGCCUGAUAAAGAAAUGAACGUAUGUGCUAUCAAGGGGAAAUCCAAAGAGACAGAUUGCCUUAACUACAUCAGAGUCCUGGAGGUUCAGAGCGAUGACCGUCUCUAUGUCUGUGGGACGCAUGCCUUUCAGCCGAUGUGUGACGUCUUGUUUCUCGGUAAUUUCACGCUGGAGGGAACUCAGGAGGAUGGUAAAGGGAAAUGUUCUUUUGACCCAGCUCAGAGUUUUACCACCGUCAUGGUGGAUGGUAAUCUGUACUCUGGAACUGCGUACAACUUCCUGGGAAGCGAGCCAAUCAUCUCCAGAAACCGGCACCCACAUGGCACAUUGAGGACGGAGUACUCCACCUCCUGGCUGAAUGAGCCCAGCUUUGUAUUCUCAGACGUGGUGAGAGAGAACCAGGGUAGUGCCACUGGGGACAAUGACAAGAUCUACUUCUUCUUCACGGAGGUGUCCGUGGAGUAUGACUUCCUCGGCAAACUGCUUAUCCCCAGGAUCGCCCGGGUGUGCAAGGGUGACCUCGGCGGACAGAGGACCCUGCAGAAGAAGUGGACUUCCUUCCUGAAAGCCAAACUCGUGUGCCCCGUACCUGAGACCGGCUUCAUCUUCAACACUGUCCGUGACGUGUUUAUACUCAAGAGAGAUGACUGGAGGGAAUCUGUCAUCUAUGGAGUCUUCACCUCGCAGUGGGACAACGUGGAGUCCUCGGCCGUGUGCGCCUAUAGCAUGUCAGCGGUGCAGGACGUGUUUUCCAAGGGCAAGUACAUGCAGAAGUCCACUGUAGAGCAGUCCCACACCAAGUGGGUGAGAUACAACAGCAUCCUACCGACUCCUCGUCCCGGAGCGUGCGUCAGCAUCAGUGACCGCCAGCAGGGCAUAAACAGCUCUUUAGAUUUGCCAGAUAAGACGCUACAGUUUGUCAGAGAUCACCCCCUGCUGGAGGACCCCGUUGAACCCAUUGGCAAUAGCCCCAAGCUUAUUGCCAAGGACGUCCACUAUGUGCAGAUUGCUGUUGAGCGAGUUCUGGCUCUGGAUGGCCAGCAAUACGAUGUCAUGUUCAUAGGGACUGACAAAGGAAUUCUGCGCAAAUCUGUUGUUUUUGAAGAUGAGGUCCAUGUGAUUGAAGAAAUGCCACUCUUGUCUAAGUCUGAAACCAUAAAGACUUUGGUCCUGCCCUCAAAUGGGGCCCGGUUCCUGUAUGUGGGAUCCGACAGCGGCGUGGUACAGGCUCCCACAGCCCUCUGUGAGAAGUACUCUACGUGUGAGGACUGCCUGCUAGCAAGGGAUCCCUACUGUGCCUGGGACACAGGGAAAGACAGCUGUGUCAGCUUGCUCCAGGAGCCAAACCGCCCCCGGCAGAAUUUUGUACAGAGCCUGCAAGGUGAUGCAGAUCAAUGUCCGAAAGGAAAUAGCCCGAGCUGUGAAGCCUACGAGCUCGUGCAGGUGCAGCCAGGGAGCGCCUUCAAACUGCCAUGUCAGUUGGCGUCCAACAUGGCAAAAGCCCUCUGGAAGUUUAAUGGGAAGACGCUUAACUCAUCGCAGCUUCACCAGUACAGCGCGGCCGGCCUGGUCAUUUACUCCGCGGGUCCGGACAGUCAGGGCUGUUACGAGUGCUGGGCCCGGGAAGAAGUUGGCGACAGGAGCUUCAGCUGGCUGCUCCAUGGCUUCCAGAUAGGCUUGGACCUGCGGCCGCAGUCCACUAUGGCAGGUGUGGAUCGAGGCCGUGGACGUGCUAUGAAUCCAAAGGAAAGCUCCACUGCUCAGCCAGCUGGACCUAAUGACUCGGUUCUGAUCUGGGCCCCACCAAUCCACCUGACAGUGGCACCCCCGGUGACAAAUACCCCUCACGUUGAACCCGGCGAGGCAUCAGCCAAGUAUUUGCAGUCAAACGGCAGCAGUACUGUGCUGCUUUUCUUCACCCUGCUCUUCUGUUUCCUCUUCCUGGCUACGGUGAGUUACAACUGUUAUAUGCAGUACCUGCCUGGCCCCUGCCUCAGCAUGCGUGCCGCCCUGCUGGGGAGGAAGAAAUCUCCCCCGCAAGAUUACCAGCCCUGCGAGACCGGUCUUGUAGCGUCUGUAGCCGAACAGAAGAAACCCAACGGGGUGUCCAAGGAUAUCCGGGACACAGGGUGUGAGAAGGGGCCAAGCGGGUCCCCCCCCUCCCACACGGCACGCACAAGCACCCCGACGGAGAAGCCAUGCGAUGCCGAUUGUGAAAGGCAGUCCAUUGAGUAUGCUGAUGCAGACACACCACCUUGAGGCUGCCUGGUCCCCCCCCCCCCAUCCCAGUCAUAUCCUGUGAAGAAUACACCAGUCUGAGUCACUGGAUAAUGCUCGGAUUAUGCAGAACUGUGCAGCCCAUUUCUCAACAUACCGUCUGUUUUUGUUUUUUUUUUCCAAAUUGGAAACACACAGUUUAUCAAAUUGGUAAGUUAGCAUGAUGUUUUCCAAGUUUGGAGUAUGUUACUCUCUUCGCCCUUUUUUUUUGUGAGGAUGGUAAAUGUGUCUUCCUCCCUGCUUAAAGCCAUGCUGCCUUUGUUAAUCUCAGGGAAGGGGGGCUGGACUGUGUGCUGUGGACCGCCCCAAAAAUGGCAGGGGCUUCCUGUUUGACCAAAUGGCAAUGCUGGAGCACUGGGGACGAUUUGGGGGCAGCAGAAUGGACCUGGUUCACUUGUAAAGAGAAUGUGUCUCGGAGCUACGGCUUUUCUGAACGAACUCGUCCUUCCUGUGCGAAGGCAUGGCAGACUAGCAAAGCCCAAACUGUACUGGUCCUUUGAGGAACAGACGUGGAAAGGCGGCGUGACCUUGUGGAGCAGCACAGUCCAACCAAUACCUUAGGAGCAUGUGGUUUGGUAUUAAGACACUUUCCAUGGAAUUCAACUGGAGACCUGCUGUAUCUUUGGGAUCAGUCUCCUUUAGGGAAUGGUAAGAUCAAACUGCAUUUCAAGGCUGGUUCUCUGCUUUCCUAAUGUUUGUGUAGUUUGGCAACUUGACUGUUCACGUAUUUGAUCUUGCCUUAACUUUUCAAACUCAACACUUGCACUACUGAGAACCAUUUUCUAGUAAUUUGGUAGUCACAACAUGCAUAGUUUUUCUGGUAUUGUAACAUGUGAUCUUUUGUACAGUUAAUACGUUCUCUAUUGCGAAAUUUCUCGGUACACAUUUCAUACAAAUGCCUUAUUGUCUUUCAAGGAAAUCAAUUUAUUCGGAAGGUACUUUUACUGCCAAGUUCAUGGAAAGAUAACAUCAAAUUUUGUACUAGACGUUAAUGUGACUUCUGUUUCUCCUAAAUGCAUCCCUACCUGCUGUCAUGACUGACUUAACAUGAUUACAACUACAGCUGAAUUAAAACAUACUUCUCAGUG
Molecule: messenger RNA, 3877 nt
Organism: Brienomyrus brachyistius
Lineage: Eukaryota; Metazoa; Chordata; Actinopteri; Osteoglossiformes; Mormyridae
Product: semaphorin-4D-like
Exons: 14
Coding region: 186-2771 (861 amino acids)
Biological process (GO): negative chemotaxis; positive regulation of cell migration; ossification involved in bone maturation
Molecular function (GO): chemorepellent activity; semaphorin receptor binding
Source: RefSeq, a predicted model, not a curated record